This is a messenger RNA of Lepus europaeus (European hare), 2315 nucleotides long. Its product is annotated as importin-5-like. Gene Ontology annotation, cellular component: nucleus; cytoplasm. The transcript has 3 exons. Gene Ontology annotation, molecular function: protein binding; nuclear import signal receptor activity. Gene Ontology annotation, biological process: protein import into nucleus. The record is from RefSeq and is a predicted model, not a curated record. Bases 1 to 2268 code for a protein of 755 amino acids. Lineage: Eukaryota; Metazoa; Chordata; Mammalia; Lagomorpha; Leporidae.
AUGUUCACUGAAACUUAUCUCCAGUACUUGCUGCCAAAGAGCGCUGUUGCCCCGCCCAUACAGACAGCACUCCAGUCUCAUGGGAUGAGCCUGCAACUGGUGCCCAACAUGGGGCCUGAGCACAUAAGGACCUCUGACAUGGUCCUGAGCUCCCCUUGUAAACGUGAUGAGAAGUGUCUGCCCACGUUCUCUAAAUUUGCUUAUCUUCCUACCUCCUACCUUGUCUCUUAUCUGCGCACGCUGCCAGAAACACGGGUGGGGAAGGGAACUCCAAUGGGAAAAGCAGGACUGCCCCGGGAGCCCAGUCACUGUGCGUGGAUUAAUGUGACAUGGUUUAUUUUUAUUAAAAAUGUAGUGAAGCCUGCAGCGCUCAUUAAUUUCACUGAAGAUUGUCCCAAGGCGCUGCUUAUUCCCUACCUAGAUAACUUGGUGAAACAUCUGCAUUCCAUUAUGGUCCUUAAACUUCAAGAGUUGAUUCAGAAAGGCACCAAGUUAGUUUUGGAACAAGUUGUGACGUCCAUUGCAUCAGUUGCAGAUACUGCAGAAGAAAAAUUUGUCCCGUACUAUGACUUAUUUAUGCCAUCGCUGAAGCACAUUGUUGAAAAUGCAGUUCAAAAGGAGCUCAGACUUCUGAGAGGGAAAACGAUUGAGUGUAUCAGCCUGAUUGGUCUGGCUGUUGGAAAGGAAAAGUUUACGCAAGAUGCAUCAGAUGUGAUGCAGCUGUUGUUAAAGACCCAGACAGACUUCAACGAUAUGGAAGAUGAUGAUCCUCAGAUCUCUUACAUGAUCUCAGCGUGGGCCAGAAUGUGCAAAAUCCUGGGAAAAGAAUUCCAGCAGUACCUUCCCGUGGUGAUGGGGCCCUUAAUGAAGACAGCUUCGAUUAAGCCUGAAGUAGCCCUUCUAGAUACACAAGACAUGGAGAAUAUGAGUGAUGAUGAUGGUUGGGAAUUUGUGAAUCUUGGAGAUCAACAGAGUUUUGGUAUAAAAACUGCAGGACUAGAAGAAAAAUCUACUGCUUGCCAGAUGUUGGUUUGCUAUGCUAAGGAGUUAAAGGAAGGUUUUGUGGAAUACACCGAACAGGUUGUCAAGCUGAUGGUCCCUUUACUGAAAUUUUAUUUCCAUGAUGGUGUUCGUGUGGCAGCUGCAGAAUCCAUGCCCCUUCUCCUGGAGUGUGCAAGAGUCCGGGGUCCUGAGUAUCUCACACAGAUGUGGCAUUUUAUGUGUGACGCCCUCAUCAAGGCCAUUGGCACAGAACCAGAUUUAGAUGUUCUUUCAGAAAUAAUGCAUUCGUUUGCAAAGUGCAUUGAAGUAAUGGGAGAUGGAUGCCUUAAUAAUGAACACUUUGAAGAACUGGGAGGAAUAUUGAAAGCAAAACUUGAAGAACAUUUUAAAAAUCAAGAACUGCGGCAAGUUAAAAGACAAGAUGAAGAUUAUGAUGAGCAGGUUGAAGAGUCACUGCAAGAUGAGGAUGAUAAUGAUGUUUAUAUCCUGACUAAAGUGUCAGAUAUUUUACAUUCAAUAUUCAGCAGCUACAAGGAAAAGGUGUUACCAUGGUUUGAACAGCUGCUCCCAUUAAUUGUCAACCUAAUUUGUCCACAUCGGCCAUGGCCAGACAGACAGUGGGGAUUGUGCAUCUUUGAUGAUGUUAUCGAGUACUGUAGUCCAGCCUCAUUUAAGUAUGCAGAAUAUUUCUUAAGGCCAAUGCUCCAAUAUGUAUGUGACAACAGCCCGGAAGUCCAGCAAGCAGCCGCAUAUGGCCUGGGAGUCAUGGCACAGUACGGUGGAGAUAACUACCGCCCUUUUUGUACAGAAGCCCUUCCACUGCUUCUAAGAGUUAUUCAGUCUGCAGAUUCUAAGACCAAAGAAAAUGUCAAUGCCACUGAGAACUGCAUCUCAGCAGUGGGGAAAAUCAUGAAGUUUAAGCCUGACUGUGUAAACGUUGAAGAGGUCCUACCACACUGGUUGUCUUGGCUUCCACUACAUGAAGAUAAAGAAGAAGCUGUUCAGACUUUCAAUUACUUGUGUGACCUGAUUGAAAGUAAUCACCCAAUCGUUCUUGGCCCAAACAAUACCAAUCUGCCCAAAAUAUUCAGUAUUAUUGCAGAGGGAGAAAUGCAUGAGGCAAUUAAACAUGAAGAUCCUUGUGCCAAACGUUUGGCUAAUGUAGUUCGCCAAGUACAGACUUCUGGAGGACUGUGGACUGAGUGCAUAGCACAGCUCAGUCCCGAGCAGCAGGCAGCCAUCCAGGGGCUCCUGAACUCUGCCUGACGGGCCUUAAUAUCACCACCGGAAAACUAACUCCAAAUAAACGUUUA